AUGAUGAAACAGAUGCUGUUCGGCCUUUUAGCCGUUACAACAGUAUCGGCUAUAGAUAUCAGUAUCAGCUCCAAAGGGAACAACACUGGUGGAUUCCACUAUGGUCUUUUGCAUGAGGAUAUCGAUAACUCGGGUGAUGGCGGUCUCUAUGCCGAACUAAUUCGUAACAGAGCAUUUCAAGCCAGUGAAGGAUUCCCGUCCUCUCUGAGCGGCUGGUACCCUAUCAAUGGCGUAAUAUUAUCUCUCAACACCCUUAAGGAGCCGUUAUCAAGCGCUCUCUCAACCUCGAUGAACGUUGCGCCUGCAUCAGGGCGCGGAAAGGCUGGUUUCUACAACGAUGGCUAUUGGGGCAUAGACGUGAAAGUCCAGCCCUACCGGGGCUCCUUCUGGGUUCGUGGCGAUUAUAGUGGUCAUUUUACCGCUUCGCUGCAGUCAAAUAUCACAGGAGAGCGGUUCGGUGUCGUGAAUAUCAAGUCGAAAUCUCGAGCGAAUGCGUGGGUUGAACACGAUUUCACCUUGACGCCUACCAAGAACGUGCCAAGUUCGAACAACACAUUUGCAAUCACGUUCGAAGCAGCGGGGCUCAAGUCGAAAUCUCUUGACUUCAACCUUAUCAGCCUCUUUCCUCCUACCUAUAAAGGACGUAAAAACGGUAUGCGACGUGAUCUUGUUGAUGCACUAGAAGGAUUUCAUCCGACAUUAUUCCGUCUUCCGGGUGGGAACAUGCUCGAAGGUCUUACGAAUAAGUCUUUCUGGAACUGGAAAGACUCGAUUGGACCAUUGAGGGACCGACCUGGAUUUUCGGGUGUCUGGGACUAUCAACAGACUAAUGGGUUGGGCUUGCUCGAAUAUCUUGAGUUCGCCGAAGACAUGGGCAUGGAAUUAAUUCUCGCAGUAUAUGCCGGUCUGUCUUUGAAUGGCGACGUUACUCCAGAAGAUCAAUUACAACAGUUUAUCGACGACGCCCUGGACGAGAUAGAAUUCAUUCGAGGUCCUGCAGAUUCCAAAUGGGGAGCGAUUCGCGCCGCGCUCGGUCAUCCUGAGCCCUGGAAGCUCGAAUACGUCGAAGUCGGUAACGAGGAUUGGCUGGCCGGUGCCCCUGAGGGCUGGGACACAUAUAAGGAAUACAGAUUCCCGUUGUUUUUAAAGGCGAUAAAUGAAGCAUGCCAUUCCACAGAUCCGGACAUACAAGUCAUUUCGUCCGGUUCGGUGUACGAUGGAUACGAUAUCCCGAGCCCAGGAGCCGGUGACUAUCAUUUAUACACCACUCCAGACACGUGGGUAGCCGAGUUUGGAAAAUUCGACAACGUGAAGACACCACACGUUAUAGGCGAGAUGGCUUCCACAUUUCCCAAUGGCGGAACCGGCUGGAAUAGCGGCGUGCUGAGACCCUUUCCAUGGUGGCAAGGUGCUGUUGGGGAAGCAGUAGCCCUCAUAGGCUAUGAGCGUAACGCGGAUAGAAUCAUUGGCGCGAUAUAUGCGCCCAUUCUCCGCAACAUGAACAGAUGGCAGUGGUCUAUCACGAUGUUGCAAUUUGCAGCCGAUCCAGCUAUGACCACCCGGUCGACGAGUUGGUAUGUCUGGGAGCUGAUGGCAGCUCAUCCCAUAACCAAGACGCUCGCAGCAGAUGUCGACUUCGGACCCGUCUACUACGUAGCCGGAAAGAACGAGAAGACACAGGGACAUGUGUUCAAGGCGGCUGUGUACAAUUCUACCAACGGCGCCGAUGUCCCGGUUAAAAUUACCUUCGACGGUGUAGCGGCCGGGACUACGGCUGAACUGACCGUGCUCACUGGGCCCAAGGAUCCUUACGCCGUCAACGAUCCCCACACAGGUGUGAACGUCGUGAAGACGCGCAAGACUUCUGUCAAGUCGGAUAGGCAUGGCACGUUUUCGUUCCGGCUGCCAAAUCUUAGUGUCGCGGUUCUCGACACGAAGGGGAGACGUAAGACUAUCAAGCGGGAGUUCUAA
This is a messenger RNA of Xylaria bambusicola, 1971 nucleotides long. Its product is annotated as alpha-N-arabinofuranosidase A. Gene Ontology annotation, molecular function: alpha-L-arabinofuranosidase activity. Bases 1 to 1971 code for a protein of 656 amino acids. The record is from RefSeq and is a predicted model, not a curated record. The transcript is spliced from 10 exons. NCBI's taxonomy places the organism in Eukaryota, Fungi, Ascomycota, Sordariomycetes, Xylariales, Xylariaceae. Gene Ontology annotation, biological process: L-arabinose metabolic process.